Molecule: messenger RNA, 1638 nt
Organism: Epithele typhae
Lineage: Eukaryota; Fungi; Basidiomycota; Agaricomycetes; Polyporales; Epitheliaceae
Product: dynactin p62
Exons: 5
Coding region: 1-1638 (545 amino acids)
Cellular component (GO): dynactin complex
Source: RefSeq, a predicted model, not a curated record
AUGGCACCGAAGAUCGAGUACUACUGCCCAUGCAUGGCCGAGUCGCCGCACCCACCCCCACCCCACCUAGCGUCGUCGGCAUACAGCUUCCACCCACUGCACAAUCUCUUUUUCUGCGAGGAGUGCGACGCGGUGCGGUGCAACCGCUGCGUGCUACUCGAGGUGAGCGGGUACUACUGCCCGAACUGUUUGUUCGAAGUCCCCAGCGCGAGCGUGCGUGCGGAGAAGAAUCGAUGCGCACGGAAUUGCUUCCUGUGCCCGAACUGCCGCAAUACGCUCACCGUGGUUCCCUCGGACCCGCCGGAGGACGUGGAUAGCAGGCAAUCACCUAUCGUCUCAACAUCUCUCGGCGAACCGCCAUUCUUCCUCUACUGCAAUCACUGCCGGUGGGACUCGGCCGAGGUUGGGAUUACGUUUGAGAAGCCGACCGGGCUUGCAGCCCAGCUGCAGAGGUUCGAAGAUUCGGCGCCGGAAUCGCUCGAGUUCGAGCGCCUGAAGGAACACUUCGAGCCCUUCCUACGUGCAUCAUCCUCUUCCUCCGCCCUGCCAUCCUCCGCCGCACACUCACACCACGCGCACGCGAACCCCAUCACAGCCGCUGCGUCGUCCGCGCUCGCGCGCGACAUCCCCGGGGUGGGGAAGUACAAUCCUCUCGCGCAUUCACGUGCGGGACGGCAAAGUGCGAAGGACAAGGCCGCCGCACGCCAGGAGUACCCAGACUACAAGGCCCGGGUCGAGGUCGGCGCGGCUGCGGCGCUCAGUGGCGAGAUCGACGUUGAAUUCCUCCGGCACCUCGAAAGCGCUAGCGAGGUCGCGGCGCUGGACCAGCGAUGGACCAACAGCUGGGUGUCGUCAUUGCGGGAGAGCGACCUAAAGCCGCUCCGGAUCCCUCUACAGUCCAAGAAGUCGAAGCGCUGCCCGAGCUGUCGACACAUCUUGAUCAAGCCCGAGCAGAAGGCGCAAUCCGUCCGUUUCAAGAUCAAGCUCGUCGCCGCCAACUACCUCCCUGCGAUCGCCGUCACGCUCCCGCACGCGCAGGCGGCACUCGAGAUGCUCAAACGCUCCGCCAAGGCCGCCGCCGCCCAGGCGGGCGCAGACGAGCAGAACGCCGCCGGCGCGCUCAUCGCCGGGCACUCGUACUCCUUCCACCUUGCGUUCACCAACCCGCUCUACGACCCGAUUCAGAUCCGGCUCGCGAAGGCGGUCGCACCGGCCGGCGCCAGCCAGGAUGCGGGGGGAAAGGAGGACGAGGCGGCGGAACGGGGGCGGCGGAGCACGUUCCAGAUCCAGCUCCCAAGCGCAGCGUUCCCGGUGGGGGCGUACGCGGAAGCGUGGGAGUACGAGGACGAGGACGAGGAGAUGUUCCUCGACGAAGACGGGCUCGAGGACGCGCGGGGCGGCGGGCGACGGGGCAAGGACGGUCGUGGGGGCAAGGCGCGUUCGGUGGGGGUCGUCGAGAAGCGUGCGAACGUGACGAUUGUGAGCGGGGAGGUGCUCAUCCCCAAGGAGGCGCGCGGGGAAGUCAAGUUCAACAUGCUCGUGUCGUACACGUACCGGUCAGACGACCCGGAACCCGGCGACGAGGAAGUCACGGCGACGCCCUCACGGUCGCACGGGCGAGCAAGGGCCCCGAGAUGA